UCUCUCUCUAUUACCCUCUCUUCUAGAUACUGUCUUCUCCAAAUCUCCUCCUAGUUCAUCGGCUAUAGGGUUCUUCACCGAUUCUUAAGAUCCGUUUGGUUUCUUGUUCUGUAGAUCAAGAAGAACAUCUUCAUCUCAUCCGUGUGCUGCUGCUCUGAUCGAUGGAGAGACGUCCCCGUCUCUCUCUUGUGUCUCUUCUUCUCCUCUUAUCAACAACUACUUUAACCUCAGCUGCUGAUUACUCUCCCACCGACAAGAUCUUCUUGAACUGUGGCGGUUCUUCUGAUCUAACCGACACAGACAACCGAACAUGGAUCCCCGACAUCAAAUCAAAGUUCCUCUCUUCCUCCGAAGACUCCAAAACAUCUCCCGCCGCCACACAAGACCCUUCCGUCCCCUCUGUCCCUUACAUGACAGCUAGAAUCUUCAGCUCUCCCUUCACAUACUCCUUCCCCGUCUCAUCAGGUCGCAAGUUCAUACGUCUCCACUUCUACCCUAACUCAUACGACGGUCUAAACGCCACUAACUCCCUCUUCACCGUCUCCUCCGGCUCCUACACUCUCCUCAAGAACUUCAGCGCUUCCCAAACAGCACAAGCGUUGACUUUCUCUUACAUCGUUAAAGAGUUCAUUGUAAACGUUGAAGAUGGAGCAUUAAACGUGACGUUCACGCCAGAGUCAAAACCUUCAAAUACCUAUGCGUUUGUUAACGGGAUUGAGAUCACUUCGAUGCCUGAUCUUUACAGCAGCACAGAUGGGUCUUUAACCGUUGUGGGAACUUCUAGUGGAGUCACUAUAGACAACACCACUGCUCUUGAGAAUGUUUAUAGACUCAACGUUGGAGGGAAUGAUAUCUCACCUUCAGAGGAUACAGGCUUGUACAGAUCAUGGUAUGAUGAUCAGCCUUAUAUCUUUGGUGCGGGUCUUGGAAUCACUGAGACUGCUGAUCCUAAUAUGACUAUUGCGUAUCCUCCUGGCACGCCUACUUAUGUUGCUCCUGUUGAUGUUUACUCCACUGCUAGGUCAAUGGGUCCAACUGCUCAGACCAAUCUCAACUCUAAUCUCACUUGGAUCUUUAGUAUUGACUCUGGUUUUAGUUACUUAGUGAGGCUUCAUUUCUGUGAGGUUGCUCCUAAUAUUACUAAGAUUAAUCAGAGGGUGUUUACUGUUUAUCUUAAUAAUCUAACGGCUGAGCCUGAAGCUGAUGUUGCUGGCUGGACAGAUGGACAUGGGAUUCCGUUACAUAAAGAUUAUGUUGUGAAUCUUCCGGAUGGAAAGGGACAGCAAGAUCUGUGGCUUGCUCUUCAUCCAAAUCCGACGAACAAGCCGGAGUACUAUGAUGCUAUUCUUAAUGGUGUUGAGAUAUUCAAGAUGAAUACUUCUGAUGGUAAUCUUGCUGGUCCUAAUCCUAUACCUGGUCCUAAGGUCACUGCAGAUCCAUCUAAAGUCUUGAUUCCGCGUACUGGUGAAUCCAAGAAGCACAAAGCUGUUGUUGCGGGUGCUGCUAGUGGUGCAGUUGUUUUAGGACUUGUGGUUUGUUUGUUUGCAAUUGUUGCUUACAGGAGACGUAAGGCUGGUGAGUACCAGCCUUCAAGUGAUGCAACAUCAGGGUGGCUUCCUUUGUCUUUGUACGGAAACUCACAUUCUGGUGGCUCUGGAAAGACAAACACAACGGGAAGCUAUGCCUCCUCCCUUCCUUCAAAUCUUUGUCGUCACUUCUCCUUUGCUGAGAUCAAAGCUGCUACUAAGAACUUUGAUGAGUCCAGGGUGCUUGGUGUUGGAGGGUUUGGUAAGGUGUACAGAGGAGAGAUAGAUGGUGGGACUACAAAGGUAGCUAUCAAGAGAGGGAACCCUAUGUCUGAGCAAGGAGUGCAUGAGUUUCAGACAGAGAUUGAAAUGCUUUCAAAGCUUAGACAUCGUCACCUUGUGUCUUUGAUAGGUUACUGUGAAGAGAACUGUGAGAUGAUCUUAGUGUAUGAUUACAUGGCGCAUGGGACAAUGAGAGAGCAUCUCUACAAAACACAGAACUCUCCUCUUCCUUGGAAGCAACGUCUUGAGAUAUGCAUUGGUGCAGCUAGAGGGCUACACUAUCUCCACACUGGUGCAAAACACACCAUCAUCCAUAGAGAUGUGAAGACAACAAACAUUCUGCUCGAUGAGAAAUGGGUGGCUAAGGUCUCUGACUUUGGUCUGUCAAAGACUGGUCCUGCACUUGACCACACACACGUAAGCACGGUCGUGAAAGGAAGUUUCGGUUAUCUUGAUCCAGAGUACUUUAGAAGACAGCAACUAACUGAUAAAUCUGAUGUCUACUCCUUUGGUGUUGUUCUCUUCGAAGCCUUGUGCGCAAGGCCUGCUUUGAACCCGACACUGGCGAAAGAACAAGUUAGUUUAGCUGAGUGGGCACCGUACUGUUACAAGAAAGGCAUGCUUGAUCAGAUCGUUGAUCCUUAUCUCAAGGGCAAGAUCACACCAGAAUGUUUCAAGAAGUUUGCUGAGACUGCGAUGAAGUGUGUACUAGACCAGGGCAUUGAGAGACCGUCCAUGGGAGAUGUUUUGUGGAACCUAGAGUUCGCGUUGCAGCUUCAGGAAAGCGCAGAAGAGAGCGGGAAGGGGAUAGGCAAUGAGAUGGACAUGGAUGAGAACUGUAAAGGGAAGGACAUGAACGAGAAGGGUUCUGAUGUAUAUGAAGGGGAUGUCACUGACUCGAGGAGCAGUGGAAUAGACAUGAGCAUCGGUGGUCGGAGUUUGGCAAGUGAAGAUUCAGAUGGACUCACUCCAAGUGCUGUGUUUUCUCAGAUCAUGAAUCCUAAGGGACGUUAA
Messenger RNA from Eruca vesicaria subsp. sativa (arugula), 2822 nucleotides. The record is from the annotation of a GenBank genome assembly. Lineage: Eukaryota; Viridiplantae; Streptophyta; Magnoliopsida; Brassicales; Brassicaceae.